Zea mays is the source of this 1465-nucleotide messenger RNA. Its product is annotated as putative protein of unknown function (DUF640) domain family protein. Gene Ontology annotation, biological process: response to light stimulus; mRNA transcription. Bases 447 to 1259 code for a protein of 270 amino acids. The transcript has a single exon. Lineage: Eukaryota; Viridiplantae; Streptophyta; Magnoliopsida; Poales; Poaceae. The record is from RefSeq and is marked provisional. Gene Ontology annotation, cellular component: nucleus.
CUUCUGUAGCUCGGCUCACUAGUGAUUGAGUCGAUUAAAGUUUGCAGUUUUGCUUUGCUUCCUUCCGUUCUCCGCAUUUUCCUUGUGCGUUUUUUCUUUAACUUCAAUGUGCGUCAGUUCGUUCUUGCAUGUCUGCUGUCUGCUACGGAUCAGCUCUAGAUCAUCAAACUGUGCUAGUCAAUUCCAGAUAGAGAGAGUAGGAGUAGGUAUAUCGCUACAGAGUGCAGGCAUACAGGUUGGUGUGGCAGCUAGCUGAGUCUAGCCUGAAACCCUAGCUAGUUCAUCGAGGAUUCUGAAUUCCUGGUCCGUCCCAGCUCCGUCGCCCCGGCCGGCCAAGAAUAGAUGAAGCGACUGAUCCGACCAGCUCUUUGCUCCUUGCAUUAUUCGUCCUUUUUAUUAUACGUAUAGUAUAACCAUAGCCAAAUCGUUUCACUAUCCAACCAGGCAUGCGUCGUGCAGAUCUGGUCGAGCUCGUGUUCGCGCUUCGCGGAGAUCGUCAGGUGACCGAGCGAGCCAUGGAGGUAGCCGGCGUCGUCGCGUCCGCGGCCGACAGCCCUGGCGCCGCGGCGGCGCGGCCGAGCCGGUACGAGUCGCAGAAGCGGCGGGACUGGCACACGUUCGGGCAGUACCUGCGCAACCACCGGCCGCCGCUGGAGCUGGCCCGGUGCAGCGGCGCGCACGUGCUGGAGUUCCUGCGCUACCUGGACCAGUUCGGCAAGACCAAGGUGCACGCGGCGCGGUGCCCCUUCUUCGGCCACCCGUCCCCGCCGGCGCCCUGCCCGUGCCCGCUCAAGCAGGCGUGGGGCAGCCUGGACGCGCUCGUCGGCCGCCUGCGCGCCGCGUUCGAGGAGCACGGGGGCCGGCCCGAGGCCAACCCCUUCGGCGCGCGCGCCGUCAGGCUUUACCUCCGCGAGGUCCGCGACAGCCAGGCCAAGGCGCGCGGCAUCGCCUACGAGAAGAAGCGCCGCAAGCGCCACCCGCCGGCGCACCGCCAGCCCAAGCAGCAGCAGCAGCAGGACGGCCAGCACCAGCACCCGUCGCACGCCGCGCCGGGCACGGUGGCCGAGCCGCCGGCGCCGCACUUCUUGAUCCCGCACGCGCACUUCCUCCAUGGCCAUUUCCUGGCGCCGGCGACCGAGCCCAUCGACCCGGCCGCGGGCGGAGGUGGCGGCACUGGGGAUGAUAUUGCGCUGGCAAUGGCAGCCGCCGCCGAGGCGCACGCGGCCGGGUUCUUGAUGCCGCUGUCCGUGUUCAACUAGCUAGCUUGCUUGCUUGCACCAGUACUUCUUCCACCGUUCCAUCGGCUUAAUUAGCAGAAAUGCAAGAGUGAUUAGGCACGUAAGUAAACUUGCAGGUUCUGCUAAUGGCGACCGAUUUGGUCUCGGCGUGCGCGCGCGAUCUAAGUAUGAGAUGACACUGGCUGUGUGCCCCAUCAUCAACCGCUGCUACUGCCUGUCUGCCUGCC